UCACAUUUUCGACUCUACGCAGAGUGGACUCCUCUCUCCCCCUCUCUACCCUAAAACACACUCACCCACUUCCUCCUCCUCCUUCUCUUCCAUAAACCUCCCCUCUCUCUCUCUCUCCAUCACAGCUCUUGCAGACACCAACUCCUCCCAAAUCUCCCCUUCUUGAUCACUUUUUAAGUUUUGUCCGAACGCUCUGAAAACUUUCUGAGACCCCCAAGUAAAACGAUAAACAAAGAAGAUGGCUGAGAAUCUCACUUGUGGAGAAACCAGCGAUUCAUGGAUCACUGACAACGACGACGAUGAAACCAUCAUCCGUGGCGGCGCGUUUACGAACGAUAACCAUCAACUUUUUAGUAAAGACGAUAACUUUAACGGCGACGGAUCAAUUCCGAUGAUGGGUUCUCCGUCGUUGGCGGGAGAAGAGAGAAUCAAAGAGAUGUUGGAGAGAGAGAUUGAGUUUUCGCCAGGAGAUGAUUAUCUCAAGAGGUUGCGUUGUUCUGGGGAUUGGGAGUUGCGUCUUAGAAACCAAGCUCUCGAUUGGAUUUUAAAGGCUUGUGCUCAUUACAAUUUUGGAACACUUUGCAUAUGUCUAUCCAUGAACUACUUGGAUCGGUUCUUAGCAUCCUAUGACUUGCCAAAAGACAAGACUUGGGCUGUUCAGUUGCUUGCUGUCUCUUGCUUAUCAUUAGCAGCCAAAAUGGAAGAAUCAGAUGUGCCUCAAACUGUUGAUUUACAGGUGGGAGAUCCCAAGUUUGUUUUUGAGGCCAAAACGAUUAAAAGGAUGGAACUUUUGGUACUCAACACUUUGAAUUGGAGAUUGCAAGCUCUCACUCCUUUCUCCUUCAUUGAUUAUUUCAUUUACAAAACCAAUGGUCACGUGUCAGAGAAUUUGAUCUAUAGAUCAUCACAGUUCAUCUUGAACACCACUAAAGCAAUUGAAUUCAUGGACUUCAGGCCUUCUGAGAUAGCAGCAGCAGCUGCAAUGUCUGUUUCAUUUUCAGGAGAAAUAAAUUGCAUUGAUGACGACAAAACGUUGUCUAAUCUCACAUAUGUAAAACAGGAAAGGGUGAAGGGAUGUUUGAGUCUGAUGAGGAGCCUCAUAGGGGACAAUGUGCCAGGAGCUGCUAAAUUAUCUCCGCGGCAACUGAGGUUAACGGCAAGAGUGGUGCCAGUGAGUCCAGUUGGAGUGUUGGAAGCAACUUGUUUGAGCUAUAAGAGUGAUGAGAGAACAGUUGAGUCAUGUACCAAUUCCUCACAGAGUAGUCCAGACACCAACAACAAUAAUAGCAACAAGAGGCGGAGAAAACAAUGAGGGAGAGAAAUAAAGUUAUACAAUUGCUUUUCAACACUCAAACCAUAAGGGUCAUGACAUUUUGAGGUUCUUUUCAUUUUUGAGUUUAUUCCUUUUUUCUUUCUUUAAUUUCUCAUCUUCAAUCAGAAAAAUGGAUUUGGAGAUAAGAGUUUUGUGAGAAAGAGAAAAGAAAAAUAAAGAGUGAUCUUUAAGGCGGCAAUCAAUAAGUCAUCACUCAGGAUGAUGAGGUUCAUGUUCUUGCUCUAAGGGAUAUUUUUUUGCUACAUUAAGAUAAAACAUAUAUAAAAAUAAGAAAGAUAAAGAGAAUCUAUUUUUUUUAGAUUUUGUUUCUUUUGGUAUUCAAAGGUGGCCCUGAAUUUAGAUAUGCC
Molecule: messenger RNA, 1680 nt
Organism: Eruca vesicaria subsp. sativa (arugula)
Lineage: Eukaryota; Viridiplantae; Streptophyta; Magnoliopsida; Brassicales; Brassicaceae
Source: the annotation of a GenBank genome assembly